UGGUGAUCCCGUGGUAGAUAAAACAGGUCCCCUGAUCGAAGAAUACAAAGCUCCUAAAGUAGUUUCAAGCGAAUUAUCAGAACCAUUUGCUUCUAAUGAUAAUGUUCGUGGUUCCAAAAGAACUGUCCAUAAAAAAAUUUUCCGUGGAAUAGAAGUUGCAUGUAAAAAAUUUCAACCUACUAAAGUUACCGAUCCCGGACAAGCAAAGGGCGAUGCAAAAGUUACUGAUAGAUUUGAGCCUAAAAUUUCAAAUUUCGAACUCAGUCGUUCUAUACAUGCUUGGGAAGAUGAACCUUCUGCACGUCCUUCGGACAUGGAAAUGCAACAAAAACUUAAAGAUCUUUUUAAUGAACAUGUAUUUUCUAAAGGAAUUUCCCCUCAAAUAAAUCCAAAAAGAAUCGACUCUGGUGAUAUUACAGGUUUAGAACUUCCAAGAAGUUUUCAAGAAAAAGUUUGCAUUACCGAUUCUCAAGAAUCUAUUGAACAAUUUGAAACUCCUGAUGAAUGCGAUG
This is a messenger RNA of Racocetra persica, 512 nucleotides long. The record is from the annotation of a GenBank genome assembly. NCBI's taxonomy places the organism in Eukaryota, Fungi, Glomeromycota, Glomeromycetes, Diversisporales, Gigasporaceae.